GGCUCGUUAGCGCAGGGGAUCCGAGCAGGGCAGGACAUGUGAGAUAGUCACAGUUUCCCAGAGAUCACGACAAGAUCUAACCAGUCGCGCGUGGUCACCGGCGCCGGAGCGGGCCAGCCCAGCCCAGCCCCGCGCAGAGCCCCCGCCACCCCCGCGCUCAGAGCCCCGCGCCCCUCGCUGCGCGCCGGACGGGGAGCGGGAGGAGCCGCCGCCGCGCUCGCCACCCGGGUCGCCCUUCCAACUCGCGCGCCGCCGCCCGGGCCGGGGGUCCGAGCCCCGCGCCCCCGGCCCCGGCCCCCCGGCGCCUGGGCCGGAUGUCCCGAUGAGAGAGCCGGCGCUGGCGGCCAGCGCCAUGGCUUACCAUCCGUUCCACGCGCCGCGGCCGGCCGACUUCCCCAUGUCCGCCUUCCUGGCGGCAGCGCAGCCCUCCUUCUUCCCCGCGCUCGCACUGCCGCCCGGCGCGCUGGCCAAGCCUCUGCCCGACCCGGGCCUGGCGGGGGCGGCGGCGGCGGCGGCGGCGGCGGCAGCGGCGGCCGAGGCGGGGCUGCACGUCUCGGCACUCGGCCCGCACCCGCCCGCCGCGCAUCUACGCUCGCUUAAGAGCCUGGAGCCCGAGGACGAGGUGGAGGACGACCCCAAGGUGACGCUGGAAGCCAAAGAGCUGUGGGACCAGUUCCACAAGCUGGGCACCGAGAUGGUCAUCACCAAGUCCGGGAGGCGGAUGUUCCCUCCCUUCAAGGUGCGCGUCAGCGGUCUGGACAAGAAGGCCAAGUACAUCCUGCUGAUGGACAUCGUGGCCGCGGACGAUUGCCGGUACAAAUUCCAUAACUCGCGCUGGAUGGUGGCCGGCAAGGCCGACCCGGAGAUGCCCAAACGCAUGUACAUCCACCCGGACAGCCCGGCCACAGGGGAGCAGUGGAUGGCCAAGCCCGUGGCCUUUCACAAGCUGAAGCUGACGAACAACAUCUCCGACAAACACGGCUUCACCAUCCUGAACUCCAUGCACAAGUACCAGCCGCGCUUCCACAUCGUGAGAGCCAACGACAUCCUGAAGCUGCCCUACAGCACCUUCCGCACCUACGUGUUCCCUGAGACCGACUUCAUCGCCGUCACUGCCUACCAGAACGACAAGAUCACACAGCUGAAGAUCGACAACAACCCGUUUGCCAAGGGCUUCCGGGACACCGGGAACGGCAGGAGGGAGAAAAGGAAGCAGCUGACGCUGCCCUCGUUGCGCUUGUACGAAGAGCACUGCAAGGCCGAGCGCGACGGCGCCGAGUCCGACGCCUCGUCCUGCGACCCUCCCCCCGCACGGGAACCGCCGCCGUCCCCGGGGGCGGCCCCGAGUCCCCUCCGCCUGCACCGGACCCGAGCCGAGGACAAGUCGUUCGCCGCAGACAGCGACCCAGAACCCGAGAGGCUGAGCGAGGAGCGCGCGGGACCUGCGCUGGGCCGCAGCCCGGCCCUGGACGGCAGCAGCCCCCCUCGCUUGACCGAACCUGAGCGCAGCCGGGAGCGGCGCAGCCCAGAGAGGGGCAAGGAGCCGGCAGAGAGUGGCGGGGACAGCCCCUUUGGUCUGCGGAGCCUAGAGAAGGAGCGGGCGGAAGCCAGGAGGAAGGACGAGGGCCGCAAGGAGGCGGGUGAGGGCAAGGAGCCCAGCCUGGCACCGCUGGUGGUACAGACAGACAGUGCGUCCCCCCUGAGCACCGGCCACCUCCCGGGACUGGCUUUCUCCGGCCAUCUGCACGGGCAGCAGUUUUUCGGGCCACUGGGGGCUGGCCAGCCGCUCUUUCUGCACCCGGGACAGUUCGCCAUGGGCCCUGGAGCCUUCUCCGCCAUGGGUAUGGGUCACCUGCUGGCCUCAGUGGCAGGUGGUGGCAGUGGCGGGCCAGGGGCCACCACCGGGCUGGACGCAAGCGGGCUGGGCCCCACGGUCAGUGCAGCAAGCACCGCCGCCGCACCCUUCCCAUUCCACCUCUCCCAGCACAUGCUGGCAUCUCAGGGAAUCCCAAUGCCCACUUUCGGAGGCCUCUUCCCCUACCCCUACACCUACAUGGCCGCCGCCGCGGCCGCCGCCUCCGCUCUACCGGCCACCAGCGCCGCCGCCGCUGCCGCCGCCGCCGCUGGUUCCCUCUCCCGGAGCCCCUUUCUGGGCAGUGCCCGGCCCCGCCUGCGCUUCAGCCCCUACCAGAUCCCGGUCACCAUCCCGCCCAGCACGAGUCUCCUCGCCGCUGGGCUGGCGGCGGAGGGCUCCAAGGCGACGGGCGGCAGCCGGGAGCCCAGCCCGCUGCCGGAGCUGGCUCUCCGCAAAGUGGGGGCCCAGCCCCGCGGCGCCCUGUCGCCCAGCGGCUCCGCCAAAGAGGCGGCCAGUGAACUGCAGAGCAUCCAGAGACUGGUGAGUGGGCUGGAGAGCCAGCGAGCCCUCUCCCCCGGCAGGGAGUCGCCCAAGUGACGGCGCCCAGCCGCUCCGCCGCCGCCGCCGCCGCGCUGGCCUCCCGGGCUGCCUGCUCCUGCUGCUGGGGACCUGCGCGGCACAGAAUGGGUAUUUAUUUAAAGAAAGGAGCAAACCCGGCUGCAGCAGCCGGAAUAGAGCCCCCCCAGCCAGCGGGGCUGGGCCGCGUCCCUGGCCCUCGCAGGGAGCCCCGCUCCGGGAUCGCAGGCGCCGUGGAGCCCUGGACUCGGUCCAGGUUCGCUCCAGUGUCAAGGUGGCAUCGUCGGGGCCCUUGUCCGGGUCCUCCUGCGCGGUGGGGAGACCUCACCCCCAGCCCAGCGGUCUCUUCAGGAGCCAGAGGGUGCAGGGGUGAGUGGGAGCUUCCGAGGGAAUCCCGGAGGCCUGGCCUCCUGCCCGGACCGCCUGCAAACCUGGGCUGCGGGGUGCUGGGCCCGAAGACGGAAGGCAGUGUAGACGGGAGCUGGGAGGGGCCGUUCCUUUUCGUCCUUGCACCCCUUCCCCCAAGAGCCAGGAGCCCCUGCCACCCUGGGCCAGCGGAGGGAGUGGCACUCUGCCUUGAGUCCCCAGGGGAAAAAAAAGAUAUUUAUGAAAUAAAUGAUAAUUUGUGUAAAUAUGCUUUAAGAUUCCCAGAAUAUGCAAAUUGGUAUUAAUUUAUUCAAAGGUGUACAUUGCUGUGUACAUACUAUGUAGAGAUGAACUCAUAGCAUUUAAUUUUUCUCAUUUGACGUGAGCAUCUAUGUUGUACAGGGCUGGGGGGUCCUCGGCGGCCGGAGGCCCCGCCCCCGGAAGAGCUCCCACCCCCGGCCCCUCGGCCCCUCCGCCCCGGCUUUGCUCGCCUGACCCGCGGGCUCCACCUCAGGUUUUCACUUUUCUCUCCGGAGCGAGAUGAAACAACAACAACAAAAACAAAACGAGAGAAAAUAAAACGCGAGAAAACAAUAAAACGCUACAAUGCGAAGUGAA
This is a messenger RNA of Myotis daubentonii (Daubenton's bat), 3415 nucleotides long. RefSeq names its product T-box transcription factor 2 (gene TBX2). Gene Ontology annotation, cellular component: nucleus; chromatin. The record is from RefSeq and is a predicted model, not a curated record. Lineage: Eukaryota; Metazoa; Chordata; Mammalia; Chiroptera; Vespertilionidae. Gene Ontology annotation, molecular function: RNA polymerase II cis-regulatory region sequence-specific DNA binding; DNA-binding transcription factor activity, RNA polymerase II-specific. Gene Ontology annotation, biological process: positive regulation of DNA-templated transcription; regulation of transcription by RNA polymerase II; cell fate specification.